AUGGCCUCCCCCGGUUCCUCCGGCACCACCCGCAGCCACCGCACCAACCCGUUCGAAGGUCCCCACCCCGUCGUCAUCCGCGAUCUCAACAUCCUUGCUCGGGUUCCCGUCGUUCUCGAUCAUCUCUCCUCCACCUACUAUGCCUGGAAGACGUACUUCUCCCUUGUGUUUCAUGAGUACAACCUUAGGGAUCACAUCGAUGGCUCCGUGGAUUCCCGCUUCAUGGAGGACGAUGAGGAGUGGACGUCCAUCGACGCCACUCUCAUCCGUUGGUUCUACACCACCAUCUCGAAGGACCUCUUCCACACGGUGGUCUCCGCCGACGAUGACGCUCAAGCCGUUUGGACCAAGCUCAACGGCCUCUUCACCGGCAACGCGCUCCAACGCAAGGUUUUCUUGCACGACGAGUUUUUUGGAUGCCAGCAGCUCGACUCGUCUGUUGACGAUUAUUGCAUGCGCCUCACCGCCGAAUGUCGCGCACCCGGGCCACCCACACGGCCCUCACCGCCGGUACCCGCGGCGUUGCGCUGCCCACCGCGCCGGCUCCCCGCCGCGGCCCGCCCCGGGACCCUUCCAGGCUCCGCCGCCGCCCGGGUUUCCAUACCCGCAGCUGCCGCAGGCCACCCCGCCGAGCAGCCGCAGCGCCGCGGUGGCCGUCGUGGUCGUGGCGGCCGCAAACAGCAGCAGCAGCAGCCGGCUGCACACGGCGGGGCGCCGCGCCAUCAACAGCAGCAGCCGGCACCCUAG
This is a messenger RNA of Aegilops tauschii subsp. strangulata, 747 nucleotides long. The record is from RefSeq and is a predicted model, not a curated record. NCBI's taxonomy places the organism in Eukaryota, Viridiplantae, Streptophyta, Magnoliopsida, Poales, Poaceae.